Messenger RNA from Cheilinus undulatus (humphead wrasse), 2038 nucleotides. Its product is annotated as perforin-1-like. The record is from RefSeq and is a predicted model, not a curated record. Lineage: Eukaryota; Metazoa; Chordata; Actinopteri; Labriformes; Labridae. The transcript has 3 exons. Bases 116 to 1837 code for a protein of 573 amino acids.
GAAUUGGGGAUGAAGUGAGUGCUCUUCUCGUCAAUAUUCAAUCUUUGUUAAAUACCGAGGCUGCAGUAGCAAAACCAAAGUUCAGCAGAGAGGACAGCCGACGGUCAAAAUACAGAUGGCAGAGCUGUGGCUUGUCAUGCUCCUGUGCUGGGCAUGCUGUCCUCAGUGCUUCCCGUCCCGUGUUGGCUUCCCUGGUACACCACAGCAGUGUGAAAAGGCCCACUUUGUCCCCGGUUAUAACCUUGGUGGAGAAGGUUUCGACAUCGUCACAAUGGAGAGGAAAGGUGCAUAUGUCAUCGACACUGAAACCUGGAAGCCUGUCAAUAGUACCUGCAAGCUGUACAGAAACGCCCACUUGAACGGAGAGAUCCAGAAGGUGCCAGUAGCCGUGGAGGACUGGAGAACCCUCCCGAAGUGCAGCACGAAGGUCUCCAGUACAGUGCAUAACUCAGCUGAAUCUUUGGUCAAUGAUUCCACAUCGUCAGUGUCUAAUGACUGGAAAAUCGGCCUUGACAUUCCUGUGGACCCUUCUGUCACUCUCGGGGUUGGUUUUGGCGGAUCCCAUUCCAGAGAAUCUUCCUUCGCCACUCAGAAGUCGAAACAAGACCACUACUCGUUUUUGAGCCAUUCUGUCCACUGCAGCUUCUACCGCUACAGAAUGAAAUCAAAUCCUCCCUUGAGUCCAGACUUUAAAUCAGCUGUGGAUUCCCUUCAGCCGUAUUCACCCCAAACUGAGCCAGCGUAUCGCAGAAUCAUCGACACAUAUGGCACACAUUACAUCACACAGGUGUCCCUAGGAGGAAAUAAAGCCACCACUGCUGUCAGGACAUGCCAGGCAACCAUGAGUGGACUGUCAAUGACUGAAGUCAGUGACUGUUUGUCAGUUGAGGCCUCUGCUAGCUUUGCGAGCAGUGCCAAGGUUGAGGCUAUGAUCAAACACUGUGAGGCAAAGAAGAAGAAGUUAGGCCGUAGCCAGAGUUUUAGCACCACGUUCAAUGAGCGCCAUACUGAGGUCACUGGAGGAAACAUGAAUGAGGCUGAUUUCCUCUUUGAAGAGCAAUCUCAACCCUCCGUCUAUAAGAGCUGGCUUAGCUCCCUGAAAACCACGCCUGAUGUUGUUCGAUACAACUUACAGCCUCUGCACACCCUACUGCCCACCAGUCACACUGCCAGGGUCGGCCUCAAGCGUGAGGUGGAGACGUACAUCAAGAAAAAUGCAGUGUUCAGGAAAUGCUCAGAAACCUGUCAGAUAGGGCACAGGUCAAACAGAAGGGAUCCUUGUGCUUGUGUUUGUAACAGUAAUCAGUAUAUCAAGUCAAACUGCUGCCCUGCAGGGAAAGGUCUAGCCACGCUGAAGGUGUUCAAGCUCAGUGCAAAUGGUCUGUACGGUGAUAGGGUGACAAAGACAGACGGCUCGGUCGAGGUGAAGUAUGGUGAUCAGAUUAAGCGUACAGUCAUCAUACAUAACAAUGAUAACCCUACGUGGCCGGAGAAGUUUGAAUUUGGGCCGAUCACCAUCAACAUGAAAAACAGGCUGAUGUUCUCUGUGUAUGAUAAGGAUAGUUACUGGAACAGCGAUCUGCUUGGCAAGUGUUCGUUUGAGCUGCAUAAAGGGAAGGUGAGCGAUUCUUGCAUGUUUAGACACGGUACAUUCUACUUCUCCUACAUAGUAGAGUGUGCAGGAAGUCUCAGUGGUAGCCAGUGUCAGGAGUACACACCCACCCCCAUGAGUUCUUCUCUUGCAAACGUCUUCUACUCCAGAAAUGGCGUCUUUGGUGAGGAGAUGGCGAAGACAAAAGUCAGUCAGGCUGAGGUUGCCGUUGAUGUGACACUGUGAUGAAAGAAGAGAUUUGAAUUCACAAUGACCUUGCAUUUCCUAUAAAGCAUUCUCCUUCUAUUAUUAAUAUUACUUUUUGUUUGGCUUCUGAUCUCAGAUAUUAUCACAGCUUGUGUUUGAGAGCAAUGGUGUUUGUAAUAAUCCACUUUUUACUGCUUCAGUCCUGUCAUUCUCCAAAUCUGCCAAUAAAGCAUCAACAAA